UCCCCGCCGGAGCCAGGGCAGGAGCGGCAGACCUGGCUGCGCCGCGCCAUGCCGCGCUCCAGCCGCUCCCGCGGGGCGCCGUGCGUGCGCGCAGCCGGGCUCGGAUAGGCGCCGGGCGCCCCGAGACCUGCCCUCCGCGGAGGCUGCCGCUCCCCGGGGCAGCGGGGCCGGCUCUGCGCGGGCGCGGCCGGCGCUGGGCUCGGGGGGCACCUCCCGCCCGCCCCCCGCCCGCCCCGCCGCGCUCCCCGCCCGCCGCCACUCCGGCGGCUCCGCCGAGCAGCACCGCGGCUCCGGCUGCCGGGGCCGCCGCCGCGCACGGCCACCAAUGCGGGGGAUACUGGCGGGCAGGCAGCGGCUCCGCGGCAGCGGGGAGGGCAGGUGAACUCCGGGGAAGGAUGACCGGCGUGGCCGCGAUCGUCUUUUUCCUGCAGCUCUUGCCCAGGGCGGACGGACAGGUCUUCCCAGGUGGUUGUUCAUUCGAUGAGCACUACAGUAACUGUGGUUAUAGCGUCGCCUUGGGAACCAAUGGAUUUACCUGGGAGCAGAUCAACACCUGGGAAAAGCCAACAAUGGAUCCUGCUGUCCCAACUGGCUCCUUCAUGAUGGUGAACAGCUCCGGGCGAGCGUCGGGGCAGAAAGCUCACCUGCUGCUGCCCACGCUGAAGGAGAAUGACACGCACUGCAUCGACUUCCACUAUUACCUGUCCAGCCGCGACCGCUCCAGCCCCGGCUCCCUCAACGUCUACGUCAAGGUCAACGGGGGCCCCCAGGGCAACCCCAUCUGGAACGUGUCGGGAGUGGUGACCGAGGGCUGGGUGAAGGCAGAGCUGGCCAUCAGCACCUUCUGGCCACAUUUUUACCAGGUGAUAUUUGAAUCUGUCUCUUUGAAAGGACACCCUGGGUACAUAGCUGUGGAUGAAGUCAGAGUCCUCGCCCAUCCCUGCAGAAAAGCCCCGCAUUUCCUGCGGCUGCAGAACGUGGAGGUGAACGUGGGGCAGAAUGCCACCUUCCAGUGCAUCGCCGGCGGGAAGUGGUCACAGCACGACAAGCUCUGGCUCCAGCAGUGGAACGGGAGGGACACAGCCCUGAUGGUCACUCGAGUGGUCAACCACAGGCGUUUCUCAGCCACGGUCAGCGUGGCCGACACGUCGCAGCGCAGCAUCAGCAAGUACCGCUGCGUCAUCCGCUCCGACGGCGGCUCCGGCGUCUCCAACUACGCCGAGCUCAUUGUCAAAGAGCCUCCCACCCCGAUCGCCCCCCCGGAGCUGCUGGCCGUGGGAGCCACGUACCUGUGGAUCAAACCCAACGCCAACUCCAUCAUCGGGGACGGGCCCAUCAUCCUCAAGGAGGUGGAGUACAGGACCACCACGGGCAACUGGGCAGAGACCCACAUCGUGGACUCCCCCAACUACAAGCUGUGGCACCUGGACCCCGACGUGGAGUACGAGAUCCGUGUGCUGCUGACGCGCCCAGGGGAAGGGGGCACGGGGCCCCCCGGGCCCCCCCUGACCACCAGGACCAAGUGUGCAGAUCCCGUGCACGGGCCGCAGAACGUGGAGGUGGUGGACAUCCGCUCGCGGCAGCUGACGCUGCAGUGGGAGCCCUUCGGCUACGCCGUGACGCGCUGCCACAGCUACAACCUCACCGUGCACUACCAGUACGUCUUCAACCAGCAGAAAUUUGAGGCAGAGGAGCUCAUCCAGACUUCUUCCCACUACACCCUGCGAGGGCUCCGGCCCUUCAUGACCAUCAGGCUGAGGCUGGCUCUCUCCAACCCCGAGGGCAGAAUGGAAAGCGAGGAGCUGGUGGUGCAGACUGAGGAGGAUGUUCCUGGACCAGUUCCCUUGGAAUCUAUCCAAGGAGGACCUUUUGAAGAGAAGAUCUACGUUCAGUGGAAGCCUCCAAAUGAGACAAAUGGCAUCAUUACACUCUAUGAGAUCACAUACAAGGCUGUUGGGUCUCUGGAUCCCAGUGCUGACCUGUCCAGCCAAAGAGGGAAAGUCUUCAAGCUGCGGAAUGAAACCCAUCACCUUUUUGUGGGAUUGUACCCAGGCACCACCUACUCAUUCACCAUCAAAGCCAGCACAGUCAAGGGCUUUGGGCCACCCAUCACUACCCGGAUUGCAACCAAGAUUUCAGCCCCGUCCAUGCCGGAGUAUGACACGGACUCUCCCCUCAAUGAGACUGACACCACCAUCACCGUCAUGCUGAAGCCUGCUCAGUCCCGGGGAGCACCUGUCAGUGUCUACCAGCUCGUUGUCAAGGAGGAGAAGCUGCAGAAAGCCCGGAGAGCUGCAGACAUCAUCGAGUGCUUCUCUGUGCCAGUGAGCUACAAGAAUGCCUCCAGUCUGGACUCCCCACACUACUUUGCAGCUGAGCUGAAGCCCAUCAACCUUCCUGUCACACAGCCCUUCACCGUGGGUGACAACAAGACCUACAAUGGCUACUGGAAUGCUCCUCUUUCCCCCCUGAAAAGCUACAGCAUAUACUUCCAGGCUCUUAGCAAGGCCAAUGGAGAAACAAAAAUCAACUGUGUCCGGCUGGCAACAAAAGCAGUGAUAGGUAGACAACAGGUGACCACGCGAAACCCGCCCAGCCUCUUGAGCACAGGAGCUUCCACCCAGAAUUCCAAUGCAGUGGAACCUGAAAAGCAAGUUGACAGCACAGUGAAAAUGGCUGGAGUUAUAGCUGGUCUCCUGAUGUUUGUUAUUAUCCUCUUAGGAGCAAUGCUUACCAUCAAAAGAAGAAGAAAUGCAUAUUCCUACUCCUAUUACUUGCAUUCAAGCCAAUGUUUUAGGGGCCUCUCUGUCUUCUACAGGACCAGGAAGCUAGCCAAGAAGCAGAAGGAGACUCAGACCAGCACGCAGAGGGAGAUGGGUCCUGUGGCUACUUCUGACAAGACCUCCACCAAACUCAGUGCUGUUCACAAUGAAGAAGCUUUUUCUUCCAGCUGCCAAGAUGUUAAUGGAUUCACAUCACCCUCUCCUUGUUCAUUUUCUGUCCAAAGCAAAACCCUUCAGAGCAAAUCUAUGUUGAAUUCCUACUACUCAGUUUCAUCAGACACCGUCCCAUCGACCACGCUGUUAGACAGCAGCCACGGGGAGCUGGCGCAGCCCACGCUGACCAUCCAGACCCACCCGUACCGCAGCUGCGAGCCCGUGGAGAUGUCCUACCCCCGGGGGCAGUUCCAGCCGGCCAUCCGAGUGGCAGACCUGCUGCAGCACAUCACCCAGAUGAAGAGGGGACAGGGCUAUGGCUUCAAGGAGGAGUAUGAGGCACUCCCCGAGGGGCAGACAGCGUCCUGGGAUACGGCCAAGGAAGACGAGAACCGCAACAAGAACAGAUAUGGAAACAUAAUCUCCUAUGAUCACUCAAGAGUGAGACUGCAGCUGCUGGAUGGGGACCCUCACUCUGACUACAUCAACGCCAAUUACAUCGACGGGUACCAUCGGCCUCGCCAUUACAUUGCAACUCAAGGGCCGAUGCAAGAGACAGUGAAGGAUUUCUGGAGAAUGAUUUGGCAAGAAAACUCUGCGAGUGUUGUCAUGGUCACCAACCUGGUGGAAGUGGGCAGGGUGAAGUGUGUUCGAUAUUGGCCAGAUGACACAGAAGUCUAUGGAGACAUUAAAGUCACAUUAAUUGAGACAGAGCCAUUGGCAGAGUAUGUCAUACGUACCUUCACUGUCCAAAAGAAAGGCUACCAUGAGAUCCGAGAGAUUCGGCAGUUCCACUUCACCAGCUGGCCGGACCACGGCGUGCCCUGCUACGCCACGGGGCUCCUGGGCUUCGUCCGCCAGGUGAAGUUCCUCAACCCCCCCGAGGCAGGACCCAUCGUGGUGCACUGCAGCGCUGGGGCCGGGAGGACAGGGUGCUUUAUUGCCAUUGACAUCAUGCUGGACAUGGCAGAGAACGAGGGUGUGGUGGAUAUAUUCAACUGCGUGCGAGAGCUGCGCUCCCAAAGGGUCAAUUUGGUGCAGACAGAGGAGCAGUAUGUGUUUGUCCAUGAUGCCAUUUUGGAGGCAUGUCUCUGUGGCAACACAGCCAUUCCAGUCUGUGAGUUCAGAUCCAUAUAUUACAACAUCAGCAGACUGGAUCCACAGACCAAUUCCAGCCAGAUAAAAGAUGAGUUUCAGACCCUGAACAUCGUGACGCCGCGGGUGCGGCCGGAGGACUGCAGCAUCGGGCUGCUGCCCCGCAACCACGACAAGAACCGCUGCAUGGACGUGCUGCCCCUGGACCGCUGCCUGCCCUUCCUCAUCUCCGUGGAUGGCGAGUCCAGCAACUACAUCAAUGCUGCACUCAUGGAUAGCCACAAGCAGCCUGCUGCCUUCAUUGUCACCCAGCACCCCUUGCCCAACACCAUCACAGACUUCUGGAGGCUGGUGUUUGAUUACAACUGCUCCUCCGUGGUGAUGCUCAAUGAGAUGGAUGCAGCACAGCUCUGCAUGCAGUACUGGCCGGAGAAGACGUCCUGUUGUUAUGGCCCCAUCCAGGUGGAGUUUGUUUCAGCAGACAUUGAUGAAGAUAUCAUCAACCGGAUAUUCCGGAUUUGCAACAUGGCCAGGCCGCAGGACGGGUACCGCAUCGUGCAGCACCUGCAGUACAUCGGCUGGCCGGCCUACAGGGACACCCCUCCCUCCAAGCGCUCCCUGCUGAAGGUGGUCAGGAGGCUGGAGAAGUGGCAGGAGCAGUACGAUGGCAGAGACGGGCGCACUGUGGUCCACUGCUUGAACGGCGGAGGCCGCAGCGGCACCUUCUGUGCCAUCUGCAGUGUGUGUGAAAUGAUCCAGCAGCAGAACAUCAUCGAUGUGUUCCACAUAGUGAAAACGCUACGGAAUAACAAAUCCAACAUGGUGGAGUCACUGGAACAGUAUAAAUUUGUAUACGAGGUUGCACUGGAAUACUUGAGUUCCUUUUAGCCCAACGAAGGGAGGGGACCCCACGAUGUGCCAGACCCCAAACUCUGGCGGAUGCUUCUCCCCUGUCCCACACUGGAAGGCAGUAACAAGUGUGGGAAGGAAAACUUCUCCUUCCUUCUCAGCAAGAGACUGAGGUUGCAGAGACCUCGCUGGAAGGAGGAGAUGAUGCCUGUGUGUGCUGCUGCCUGCUUUCUAUCGGAACAUCUACUGCUUCUUAAAUAACUUACUGUAAAAAUUAGCAACAUGGGAGACAGGCUGAAAGACUGGACUUUCUAAUCCCCUCUGACUUCUCUCCUCUUUUGGAUUGUGUUUUUGUUCUGCUUGCUGCAGAGUGGGGAAGGAAUGAAACCCUUAGGAAAUUCUCUUUUAAAUGUCUCCUUUUUAAUUUAUAAUUUUGUUCUCAAAUCCCAGCCUUUUAAUUUUUUUAAUUUCAUGCAGCAGUCAUUUGGGAAAAAUGAGAUAGCCAUAGGGGAUACAUGAAAUGUUUCAUUACAAUUUGUCUACCUUAUCUGUUUCCUUUUAUUUGUUUUUCCAAAUGAAAAGGCCAACACACACAAAAAAAGACUAUGCUGGAAUUCUUUUCCCAAAUGUAGUCCCUUUAAGCAUGAAAAUAGAUAGUGGAGAUGAGAAGCUGUUCAUGGAUCCGCUGCCUCCACAGAAAUAUUUCCUCCCAGUUUCUGCUCGACUUCAGGGCCGUGCAUGACCCAGUUCCAUCCCUCUGGUCUGUGUCCUUUGGCUGCUGGUGAGGCUGUUGAGGAGUUUCCCAGCCACUUGAACCUGAAGGUUAAAUAUUUGCAUCCAACAAAUGGCAUUUGUCUGGCAGCUUUGGUGACUUGGUUACCCCAUUUCCCAAGUAUUAGCUGGGGUGCAGUGUGUCUCUGACAAACAGGGUAUGAAGUAGGUAUUAUUGCUCAUAUACUAUGAAUGACUAUUUUUUAUUUAUUAUUUGUAUUGCUGUAGAAUUUAGGACCCCUAGUCACGCCAGGACCCUGCUGAACUAGGCACUGUGCAAGCAGACAGCAAAGAAAGUUCCUGCUCAAGAGUUUAAAAGUCUGAAGGUUCUUAAAAUUGAGUUUGGGCAGGAUUUCCUCACUAUUUCCAGGCCCUACAAGCUUCAAAAUUGUAACCCACUGGAGCUGUAGGAAAGGUGAUGUACAUACACAGAAACCUGUUCUGACACCUGUAAAGAGAAGUGUUAGCCCAGCACAGCAACUUCUCUUCUUAAGCAAAACAGCUUUUGUUUUAUUAUGCAAAAAUGCCUGUGCAAGUCUCCUUCUCUGAAACAAACACCAGAUGUGUUUUGCCACGGUUGUAGACCUCAUUCUGACUCCUUAGCAGCUAAGAAAUUGCUUUUCUGACAAAGUAUGUUUAAGUAGUUAAUCACUAAGGUCUGCAGGGUAAUCUUGGGGAAAAAAAUAAUUGAAUGAGCAAGACUUUACCAUAAUUAGUAUUUCAAUUUAGCCAUUUAUUUAUCUUGAAGGUGUGGGAUAUGAGAUUUCCCUGUGUGUAAAAUGGAUUCUGGGGUGUAGGGUUCUUUAAAUUCAGACUUGCUAAAAGAUAGACUAAAGGUAAGAGUUGAAGGAAACUCCAAUUUUCUUAUCACCCUGUAGUUUUCCACCCUCAAGUAAAUACUCAGAGACUGCUGGGAGCUCUGUCCUGUCCAUGCCUGCACAGAGCAUGCCAGAGGUUCAAAAUGUUUUGCUAAUGCUGUCUGUGAAUUCAAAAGGCACCUCUGCUUCAUGGUCAUUCUUUCUUCAGUAGUCAGACCCUCACCUGGACCAGGAGGGAUAGAAAUGAAAUCUGGAAAAGCAGCUCUUGACUGAGGCACACCAGUACCCAACCAAACCAUUGUCAUCCACCAGGACCUGCACCAGCCUAGGGCAGGAUGCUUGGAGUUCCAUUAAUACCCCUCUUGACAAGCAAAGGAUCCUCAACCACCUGGGGUUUCUCUAAGGAGCUUUGGAUUCUUGGUUUUAAUAUCAUGAAGGUCUUAACUGAUCAUGAACCACCUUCUCACAGGAGCCUCUGUGCUGUUUCUGGUUGCCUGCAAAAAAAAAAAAAAAAAAAAAGAAA
Messenger RNA from Passer domesticus (house sparrow), 6992 nucleotides. RefSeq names its product protein tyrosine phosphatase receptor type T (gene PTPRT). NCBI's taxonomy places the organism in Eukaryota, Metazoa, Chordata, Aves, Passeriformes, Passeridae. The record is from RefSeq and is a predicted model, not a curated record. Gene Ontology annotation, biological process: protein dephosphorylation. Gene Ontology annotation, molecular function: protein tyrosine phosphatase activity; protein binding. Bases 396 to 4919 code for a protein of 1507 amino acids. Gene Ontology annotation, cellular component: membrane. The transcript is spliced from 35 exons.